UAGAACAAUUCAUUUGUAAUCACUUUUAUGGACGGUUGAAAGUACAAGUCCAGUUGCACCCGAUGGGUGAUUAUGCCUAGAAAAACAAGCCGAUUUCCAUCGAUAUUUGCCAUCGCAACGUGACAGUUUGAUUUUUUAAAAGCAUAAUUUGUUAACUUGACGAUCACGACCUCGAGUCAUUUGGUAUAAAAGCAUGGGUACCCAAAUGUGAAAGCCAGUUCUGCUUACGAAGAGCAAACGUUCAAUCGAAGUUGCGUUGCUGGUAAAUCGAUAACGUUCCUUUACGGACCCAACAAACAAGAUGAACUACUUACUUUCCGGGUUUGCCUGCCUGUUUAUUGUAACGCAGAUAGUCGGUGCAGAAGCAAUUGACCAUCAUCUGGAAAUCAGGCAAAAGUGUUUCGCCGAACAUGGUUUGGAACAUGCAUCAGGAAGCGCGGCGUAUUUCGAAAAUCCAAAGUCAAAGUGCUACCUGAAAUGUUUCUUCGAGCACAACAAAUUGUUCCAUGCAAACGGUGAUUUUGACAUCGCCGCGGCACUCGUGCUGGUCGACGAGUCAAUUCGCGAUCAGGCGAGACCAUUGGGGGAAAAAUGUGCGGGCGAGCACAACAAAAUUGCGGAUAGAUGCGAGAAGGCGUACGAAGUGAUGAAGUGCUUCUUCAAGGCAUCUCCAGAGCUCUUCCCACACCUGGGAGUAUUCGAGCCCCCUCACGCCUGAAGAUCAACGACGCGAAUAAAACAAAAACACUGAACAGGAUUUAUCGAUAGUUCUCGAGUAGCAGCCUGGAAUCUCUUUUUUUAUUUUAUUUUCUUCUUAUCUUCAUUACUUAUUCUGAUAACACGAUGAUGCUGAUAUGAUAUUUUGCCCUCUAAUUAUACCCAAGUAAUAAAGUAUAUUUCAAAUUCAAA
This is a messenger RNA of Neodiprion fabricii, 909 nucleotides long. RefSeq names its product general odorant-binding protein 83a-like. NCBI's taxonomy places the organism in Eukaryota, Metazoa, Arthropoda, Insecta, Hymenoptera, Diprionidae. Gene Ontology annotation, molecular function: odorant binding. The transcript is spliced from 5 exons. Gene Ontology annotation, biological process: sensory perception of smell. The record is from RefSeq and is a predicted model, not a curated record. The coding region runs from base 302 to 718 and encodes 138 amino acids.